Phragmites australis (common reed) is the source of this 3086-nucleotide messenger RNA. RefSeq lists its product as uncharacterized. The record is from RefSeq and is a predicted model, not a curated record. NCBI's taxonomy places the organism in Eukaryota, Viridiplantae, Streptophyta, Magnoliopsida, Poales, Poaceae. The transcript has 3 exons. Bases 447 to 2450 code for a protein of 667 amino acids.
UACCUCCGGUUUCCUCCCCCCUUCCCCCGUCCCUCACCUCGCCCUUGUUGCGGUGGAGUGCCCCCAAUCCUCCUCUCGUCUUCCUCCUCAACCCCACUCUCCCUCCAAAUCCAACGCCGCGGCGCGGGAAAGGCGGAGCAGAACGAAAAUAAGAAACAGGAGACCGGAUAACGCUCGAGGUCUCGAUUUGAUUGGGGUUGCGGCUGGGCCGGAUUGGAUCCUCGGAUCCCCCGCUAGGAGGGGAAUUCGGGGCCCAGAUCCCCGCGAUUCCGGUGGCGGCGGCGGCGGGGAUGAGAGGCCGGAGGGCAUGGUUGUGGUUGGCCCUGGCGCGGGAGGAGUGAGGCGGCUGCGCCCAGCAGCAGCAGCAGCGGCGGCGGCGGCAGGGGGACAGCCUGUGGUUGAGGCGGUUUGGCGGUGGGUGAUCCCGGGCCCGAGACGCCCGUGCCAUGUCUCGCUGCUUCCCGUUUCCGCCACCAGGAUAUGAGAACACCGCGCGCCCCGACGCCCAGCUAGCCUCGCACCUGCUCGACAAGGAGAAACACAAGGAGAAGAAGCAUAAGAAGGACAAAGAGAAAAAAGACGGUAAAGAAAAGAAGGAUAAAAAAAGGAGUAAAGAUAAGCACAAAGAUAAGAAAGAUCGAAAAGAAAAACACAAAGACAAGAAAAAGGACAAGAGCAAAGAUAAAAGCAGGGAAUCAGGAGAAGGAACUGAAAGACAUGGUGAGACUCUCCAUGAUCAGAAGUUUGAAGAGAGCAGCAGGAAGUCCGGAGAAAUUAAGGAUCCUAAAUUCAGGGAGGACUUGGUCAGAAAGUUACAGGAUGAGAAAGGGGUGGCGAGUCGACCUGUUGAAAAUUUUGCUCUUUCAAAUGAUCGAAGCCGUGGAGGCUUCAGUGCUUCACCUGCAAUGGAGAAUGAAAGAACUGCAGUUAAUAAAAUGCAUAUUCACUCUAGUAAUGCUUCAAGGAAAAAUGAGGGAUUGGGACAACAGAGGAUCAACAUCAAUCAACAAAAGAAUGGGAUAUCAAUGCGACAUUGUGAGAACAACACCAGUUCAGCUCAAAGAACUCCUGAUGGCUUUGUACCAGGAUCUGCGAUGGAGAAGGAAAGAGUCAGAGUCGCAAGGCCACCUUCGAAUACUGAAUCCGCACCCAGGAAAGAGGGGAUGGGACAGCGAAUCAGUAACAUUAGCAUACUGGUUCAGAAGAGAACUGAGAAUACAAACAAAGAGAUUGCGAAGAAAGAAGUUGGCACUGCCUCUCCAUUGCUUCCAAACCCUUUUAAUGCUAUGCAUAAGGGAAAUGGCAAGGUUGGUAGGCCACUGGAGAACACACCAACAUCCACACAGAGUUUUGACAGUCUGUCAACAUCUAACCCAGCGGCAGGGAUGGAUAGAGGACUACCUAGGCCAACAAUCCCAAGCCCAAGCAUUACAAUUCGGAGACCAAAUGGGAUGGUACAGCCACCUCAAAACCUUUCUGUUUCUGCUAAGAAACCUGACGUGGGAGGCCUUUCACCUGCUACGGGGAAGGAAAAGGAACAAGGUGGAAGGAUGCUACAGACUAAUAUUUCAACUGAUCAGAAACUGGUUUUGUCAAAACCUCCAGCUGUGGAGAAAGCUGCAGAUGGACGAGCUGAAAGGAUGGAGAAAGUCAGAGAUGGGGCGCCUGAUCUUGCUAAGAAAGGGGACAAAAAGAGUGACCGGCAUGAGAAAAAGAAAAGGAAAGAGAAAGAUAAACACAAAGAGAAGAAAAAGGAGAAAGAGGCAAAGAAGGAGAAAGAGGAACAUAAUGACAAAGAGCAUGAUAAGCUAAGAGAAAACAAUAUAAAUUAUCCAAUAAAUAGUCUUCGCAUGAAGCCCUCAGUCCCUCCUUUAGCCCCACCAAUUGAUGAUGGGAAAGCUAUUCUACCUGAAGAAAGCCUGAAGAAGAGAAAGAAUCAUGAGAUGAAUGGUUACUUACAAAACCAUCAUGAUAUGCGGCCUACAAAGUUGCCGAGACCAGCCCUCUCCAACAAUCGUGUGGAGAAUGGUUCAGCAUCUCAUGUAGCCGCGCCACUCUCUUCUGUGAAGCCAGAUGCCAUGAAUGUUGAAAAGGCUGAAUGGCUCCAUAAGAAGGAAGAGAAGAUCAAUGGCAACCAAGAAGCUCAGCAAUCUCCAGUUGAUUCAGGGCCAUGGGAUCCUGUGGUUGCUUAUGAGAAUGGCACACCUUCUAGGAAGCCGCCUCACCCAGACGGCAAGUAUCUUAGCCAGAUAUACAGCAUUCCUGAAGAACCUCAAAUGACGGAAUGGCCUGAGCAUGAUGGUGAGGACUGGCUGUUCAACCAAGGUAGCACCCAACCAAGGAAGCCCAAUUCAGAGCCUGAGUCUGAUGGAGCGCCCCAAGUGUGGGCUCAGGCUCUGAAAAUGGACCCGGCUGAUGUCAUUGCUUUACCAUACGUCAUCCCUUUUUAGUUAAAUGCUGCUCAAACCGCUGGGUGACAAUUCUCUGAAGUAGCUGAGCACUGAAACAUGAAACCACACCACUGCUUGUUUCUGCUACUGCUGCUUUGCUACAAUUUGUGUAGCUCGGCCCGCAUGUAGCUGUUCUUAUAACUGCAUGCACCCUUCUAGGUUGGUGCAUGGCACACAGCACUUGUGAGAGUUGACUUGGCAACGAGUGCUGCGUGGAGAAACAGUGUUGGUUGCCACAAGAGGUUGGAUUCUGUAACGGAGUGAUUAGCUGUUAUCGCUGCACAAUUUUGAUCUGCACGGUGUAAAAGAUUUUUAAUACCAAAAUGUACAUUAGAGGGGGGCGAGGAGAGAAGAGGGAGUCUUGAGAUUCAUUUAUAGUAGUCCGAUUGAUUUGAGUUGCUGACUGAGAAAAUCUGCUUCUGCUUGAUUUGUUCCAAAGUUGGCACUUCACCGUGACUUGUCUUCCUGUGUAUAUAGUUCUAGUUUACAUAGAUGAUUUGGUGUCCUGAGGUUGUAACUUUACUUAUUCCACGGCAUUAAUGUUGAAGAGUCAUAUCACCUCGUGUCACAUUGCGAGGCGUGAUCAGAAGAGGAUGACUUGUGAAUUGAUUUAGUAUACCAUUUGACCUUUUCGCA